Amoebophrya sp. A25 is the source of this 363-nucleotide messenger RNA. Lineage: Eukaryota; Dinophyceae; Syndiniales; Amoebophryaceae. The record is from the annotation of a GenBank genome assembly.
AUGGCUUUGGCUGAUCACAGAAGCUUGCAGGGAGAAUUGGGCUCUCAUUUGGUUGUAGUUGCGGAAGCUCUUGCGCGACAGGAUACUGCUACAAAGAACGGACCUAUUGCGGCGACAAUAUUUGGCUGGGCCAACCAGUUGACAGCACGCUGUGUCAAAGCGCGUGAAACAAGCGGCGCGGAGAACGAUUUUGGGAGUCAAUUGUCAGAGAAGAUUCGUGAAUCGCUUCAUCGCAUCCCUCUUGAUGUCACUGCCUUUCAGGGAUUGUUGCUUCCAAAAAAGGACUUUGCGCGCCUAGCCACUGCUGGAGCGAACGCAGCCGCGCUGCUCGCUCUGAAAACCACCGAGUGCACUCUGUCCUGG